This is a messenger RNA of Polyodon spathula (Mississippi paddlefish), 1475 nucleotides long. Its product is annotated as solute carrier family 25 member 53-like. NCBI's taxonomy places the organism in Eukaryota, Metazoa, Chordata, Actinopteri, Acipenseriformes, Polyodontidae. The transcript is spliced from 4 exons. The coding region runs from base 407 to 1312 and encodes 301 amino acids. The record is from RefSeq and is a predicted model, not a curated record.
UCGUCUUGGAACAGUGGUUGUAUACGUGCGGUUUGCCAAAAUACAUUUUAAAAAUAUAUCUUUCUGUUCGUACAUAUGUAGCCAUGUACAGUGAUUAUUUAAUUACAUAGCUUAUUUAAUUACUAACAAAAGUCCAAAGUAAAUGUACAAUUAAGAGGACAGACGCGGCGCCCUACAGCAAGAGACUAUUGAUUGGCAGUGUAUUGUCUGUAUAUUCACCGAACAGACUGGCGGUGGUAGCAGUGGGAGGUCUGCCAGGACAGUCACGGCUGAAGAUAAGAUACAUUAAUGACAGCUUUAUUUGAGUUCUAAAAACUGGAACAGCAGAUAGAUAUAAAGACAGAAACUGAAAGGAAACAUCUUAUUGCCUUCUUUAACAAUACAGACAGGGGUCCCAUCAAGAAGCAUGAGAAUGAAGGCAGGUAAACCAGAUAGCCAGGAGGCAAGUACCCUCCCGGGGGGGUUGUGGGUGUGGACCAAGAGUUAUGUCAAUGGGGCGGCAUCCACUUUGCUGGCCACUUUGGUGACCUUCCCCAUCUACAAGACCAUCUUCAGGCAGCAGCUUCACUCAGUGAUGGUACGGGAGGCUUUACGGCAGCUCCACAAAGAGGGGCUCACCAAAUUCUACAGGGGCGUCCUGCCUCCUCUUCUGGCUAAGACGGUGCAGGGGACAGUGCUGUUCGGUACCCAUGACACAGUACUGCACUGGUUGUCUCCCCAGCCCAAUCUGAACGGGCCCCAUUCCCUUUAUCACUGCUCCCUUGCAGGGAUGGUAUCUGGAUUUAUCGAAGCUCUGGUCCUGACUCCCUGUGAGAGGGUCCAGAAUGUGUUGCAAGACAGCCGCAAAGACGUCAGACUACCCACCAUCCGCAGCAUCCUACAGGAAUUCAACUCAUACGGAGUAGGGAAGAGGCUGAAGCUGGGGUAUUACAGGGGCCUCUUCCCCAUUAUUUUCCGAAAUGGCCUGGGCAGUGCCCUUUACUUCGGCUUCAAGGACCCCAUUCGUGAUGCCGUUUCGGAGAAGGGGCUGCCCAGCGGGGUCUCCUCCUUUGUUUCAGGGAGUGUCAAUGGCGUGGGGGUGAGCCUCCUGCUCUACCCUCUGAGUGUGCUCAUCACCAACAUGCAGGCGCAGGUGGGAGGGGAGAUGCGCAGCACAGGUCACUCCUUCAGGGCACUCUGGGAGUCCCGUCAAGGCAGGGUGUCCUUGCUGUACCGUGGAGGCUCCCUGGUUAUAUUCCGUUCCUGCAUCACCUGGGGACUGACUACUGCCAUCUACGAAUCCCUAAAGGAAAGAUCUGGGGGAAGCAGCUGAAAGGGGGGGGCCAGUCAGCAAGGGACUGUCUCUUACCUUCUUUCAGGUCACAUUAAUAGGAUAUCUUGACCAAGUUCAGUCAAACUCUUUCUAAAUCUCCCACGUCCUUUCAGCUUUGUACCUUAACUGCACUAGAAUACUAGUUUUGAGCUCUAUACACUAU